Messenger RNA from Penicillium cosmopolitanum, 4296 nucleotides. RefSeq names its product putative ABC multidrug transporter. Bases 1 to 4296 code for a protein of 1431 amino acids. Gene Ontology annotation, molecular function: ATP binding; ABC-type transporter activity; ATP hydrolysis activity. Gene Ontology annotation, cellular component: membrane. Gene Ontology annotation, biological process: transmembrane transport. The record is from RefSeq and is a predicted model, not a curated record. NCBI's taxonomy places the organism in Eukaryota, Fungi, Ascomycota, Eurotiomycetes, Eurotiales, Aspergillaceae. The transcript is spliced from 10 exons.
AUGCCUGCUCCUCUGCACUCGCGCCCCCAGGCGUCCUUCAUUGCGGGGCACGAGGCACCAUCUGACGAUCACGGCCCUCGUGUCCACGUCUCCCACGCAGAUGAAGAUGCCAUCGCUGAUAUCCAUCGCACGCUGACAGAGAAGAGUCAACCAGGUGAGGUACAGUACUCCGAGCCUCACUCGUCCUUCGACAAAUUUCUUGAGGAACAGGUCCAGGGAGGGAAAAAGCGCUCCAAUCUGGGAGUGAGCUUUCAAUCUGUCUCAACAUGGGGUGAAGGUUAUGGUCAUGCCAAUGUGAAGACCUUAGGAACGGCCUUGUGGCGGACCUUGACUUGCCGGGAUAUCUACGAAUGGACAAUUCAACCGUGGGUAUCAUCGAAAAAGCCCGAGGAUGGAAGGCAGCUCAUCCGAGACUUCUCUGGUGUCGUUGAAAGCGGCGAAAUGAUGCUGGUUCUGGGACGUCCAGGAGCUGGAUGUUCGACCUUCCUGCGGACAAUUGCAGGACACCAUUCUUCCUUCCUGGGAGUAACAGGCGCAAUCGACUACUCUGGCCUAUGCCCGGAUGAAGUCCGCAAGCACUACCGCAGUGCUGUGGCAUAUGUACCCGAGGACGACGUGCAUUUCCCCACUCUUACUGUGAAACAGACUCUCGAGUUUGCGCUGCAGAGUAAGACUCCUAAGCGCUACCAGGAUCGAAUUCCGCGGUAUCUCGAGAUCUACGGCCGCGUGUUUGGCAUGACACACACGAUGAACACACUGGUUGGCAACGAGUAUAUCCGUGGUGUCUCGGGUGGCGAACGCAAACGUAUCUCCAUCAUUGAGUCACUAGCCACCGAUUCAUCGGUCACCUGCUGGGACAAUUCGACUCGCGGUCUGGAUGCAUCAUCUGCACUGGACUAUGCUCGGAGCUUGCGGAUCAUGACCGACACCUGUGGAAAAGCUACACUACUCACACUCUACCAAGCCUCAGAUGCAAUCUACGAACUUAUGGACAAAGUGCUUCUGAUUGACGAAGGGAGAAUGCUAUACCAGGGCCCUGCUAGUCAAGCGAAACAAUACUUCGAGGACCUGGGGUAUGAGUGUGCCGAGAUGCAAACGACUUCCGAUUUCCUCACCAGCAUCACUGUGCCCGAGCGACGACGAUUCCGUGCUGGCUGGGAGGACCGUCCAAUUGAACUGGAGCAGGCCUUCCGAGAGAGCUAUGCUUUCAAAAACGUUCAGCGAUCCUUGGAGAUCUACGAUGAUAAGCGAGUCAGCGGGAAAGCCAACGGAUCUUGCCAAACUGACUCGGAAUGUGGAAGCGUUGAGGAGCUCAAGCGCAGUCUGCAGAACGACAAAUCUCGCUUUGUCUCUUCCAAAUCUCCAUACACCAUUUCGCUGUUCCGACAGAUUGUGAUAUGUGCGCAGCGUCAGAUAUGGCAGCUCAAGGGGCACCUGAGUCCCCUCUAUAUUAAGUUCAUUUCUUGCGUGAUUUACGGCUUGUUGAUCGGCUCAAUGUUCUACAAUCAGCCCCAGACCACCGAUGGAAUGUAUUCUCGCGGUGGUGUACUCUUCUACUCCUCUAUCCUGCUGGCCUGGCUACAGAUGUCGGAGCUGGAGGAUGCCAUGCAGGGAAGAGAUAUUCUCAGCCGACAGAAGAAGUUCGCAUUUGUGAGACCCAGUGCUGUCUGUAUGGCUCGUGUCAUGCAAGAUAUGAUUCUCACCGCGUUUCUGACCAUACUGUAUCUCAUUGUGAUGUAUUUCCUGGCUGGAUUGCGUUCAGAUGCUGGGCCUUUCUUCAUCGACUUCCUCUUCAUUUACACCUGCACUGUCUGCCUCACAGCCCAAUUUCGCGUGUUUGCGGCAAUGUCGAGCAAUUUUGAAGUCGCUCUAAGAUACUGCGGUGUGUCUGUGCUAUUCUGCAUUGUCUUUGGUGGUUAUGUUCUGUCUGUCGACAAAAUGAUACAGGAUGUUCCCUGGGUAGGAUGGAUUGCGUAUAUAACGCCGGCGUUAUACACCUAUGAGUCUGUCAUGGCUGCCGAGUUUCACAAUGUCAAUUUCACCUGCACCGCCUCCUCAAUUGUACCAGAAGGAUCCAACUACACCGACAUUGCAUACCAGACCUGCGCUUACGCUGGAAGCAAAAUUGGCAGCACUGUCGUGAACGGAGAUGACUACUUGGCGAGCCAAUUCGGAUUCUACUACAGCCACGUGUGGCGUAACUUUGGCAUUCUUUGCCUCUUCACCGUUGUCUUUGUUGGACUUACUUGCUGGCUUAGUGAAGUCAUGGAGUGGGAGUUGGAUGGCGCCGGCCCAAUUCAAUACAGAGCCCCGAAGAAAUGGCUUAACCGCAAGAAUAUCUCUGGAUCCGACGAAGAAACGACUCCUGUUCCGGUUGACCCCAAGGCACCUCCUGCUGUUUUGGCUGCGACCGAAUCUACCUUCACCUGGUCGGACCUAGAGCUCAACGUUCAGAUUGGCAAAGAAACUCGGAAACUUCUCGACGGAGUCAAUGGAUAUUGUAAGCCUGGAACUCUGACAGCUCUUGUCGGAGCUUCUGGUGCGGGCAAAUCUACCUUGUUGACUGCACUUACUCAACGACAAAGCGCUGGCACACUUUCCGGCUCGAUGUUCGUGGAUAACCAGCCCAUCGACGAUUCCUUCAAUCGGCAGAUCGGAUACUGCCAACAGAUGGACAUCCACGACGAAAGUAGUACCAUCCGAGAGGCAUUCGAAUUUUCCGCCUUGCUUCGGCAAGAUAAGGACACCCCGAGAGAUGAGAAACUAGCCUAUGUGGAAACGGUCUUGCAGACACUUGACCUAGUGGAAUUGCAGAACGCGGUUAUUGGAUCCCUGGAUAUUGAGAAGAAGAAGCGUGUCACAAUUGGAGUUGAACUGUGUGCACGACCACGGUUGCUUUUGUUCCUUGACGAGCCUACCAGUGGACUAGACAGCCAGGGUGCAACAAGCAUCGUGGCACUCCUCCGUCGUCUGUCGGAUCAAGGGCUCGCUGUCCUCUGCACAAUUCACCAAGCGAAUCAACAACAAUUCGAAGAGUUCGACCGCGUUCUCGCACUGAGCCCAGGCGGAAGCACAUAUUACUUCGGCCCCGUUGGAGAAUCUGGCAAAGCAAUUUUCGAAUACUUCACCAAGCAUGGACACAAUCCCGAGAAAGUCACUAAUGCUGCUGACUUCCUUAUCGAGGUUGUGGUGGGUGGUAUGAAGUCUUCAGGAAAUCAAGUCAACUGGGCAUCCAUUUGGCGCGAAUCUGAAGACGCGAAGACUGUCAAGAAGGAAAUUUCCGAUAUUCGUGCCCACGAGAAUGUCCACCAAAAGACUACGGCCCCAUCCCUUCCUUCGCUCUACGAACAAAUCGUCCUCCUCACUCAACGAACUAGCCGGCAAUUCUACAGAACAGCAGAGUAUCCGUACUCGCGUCUGUAUGCUUCGUUUCUUCACGCACUCAUCAACGGUCUCACGUACCUCCAAAUUGGAGACAGCACGACCGAUCUCCAGUCCAAGGCCUUUUCUGCAUUUUUGGUUCUCAUGCUUGUUCCCGAAUUCAUCAACGCCAUCUCCAUGCGCUUCAUUCUAAACCGUGACAUCUGGUUGGCAAGAGAGGGUCCGAGUGGGGUCUACAACUGGAUCGCGUUCAGCACUGCGCAGAUCAUUUCUGAGAUUCCAUACGCCAUUGUUGGUGGAACAAUCUUCUAUGUGCUCUACUACUUCAUGGUCGGGUUGCCUCUUGGCUUCGCUGCGGGAUACAGCUUUCUGAUGUUUUUCCUAUUUUUCCUAUUCGCUACAUCAUGGGGACAAUGGAUCGCUGCUCUGAGCUCCGACUCCAUGGUUGCCGCAACUCUCAUGCCAUUCUUUAUCAUCAUGUGCGAGCUGUUCAACGGCAUCCUCCGCCACCAUGAACAAAUGCCCGCUUUCUGGAAGUACACGAUGUACUACAUAACGCCCUUCACCUACUGGAUUGGCGGUGUUCUAACAGCUGUCCUCCGCGGAACGGAUGUCAUCUGUUCGCCGAGUGAAUUGACUCUCUUCGAGAGUCCGCCCAACAUGACCUGCGGCGAGUACGCUGGUCCCUGGCUUGCGAGCAAGGGCGUUGGAUACCUCUCAAAUGAGGAUAGCAGUGGUAUCUGCGGCUACUGCCAAUAUAGCCGUGGUGAUGAUUACCUUGAGAGCAUCGGCUUGGACGAAUCGAAGAUGUGGCCCUACUUCGGUAUCUUUUUGGCAUUUACGAUCACGAACUAUCUGAUGGUUUACCUCCUUGUUUAUGUUCGUUCUGUUAUGAAGCCUCUCUGGAGGAAGUGA